ACAGUCCAACGCCGCUUCCUUCGUCGGCGUAGGCCCCGCCCUCUGAAGUGGCUAUUUCGGGCCACGCCCCCAUCGAGUGCCGAGGCACGCGCCGGGCGUCACGUGCGUUACAUGGUGAGCGGAAAUGACGUGAGUUGUGGGCGCCGCCAGUAUGGCCGGGUUAUGGCGGCGGGCACAGGCUACGUGCGAUUGUGGGGCGCUGCGCGGUGCUGGGCGCUGCGGCGGCCGAUGCUGGCCGCCGCCGGGGGGCGGGUCCCCACGGCAGCUGGAGCGUGGUUGCUCCGAGGCCGGCGGGCUUGCGACGCGUCUCCUCCUUGGACCCUGUGGGGCCGAGGCCCGGCAAUUGGGGGCCAGUGGCGGGGACUUUGGGAAGCGAACAGCCGCGGCGGAGGCGCUUUCUCGGGGGAAGACGACGCCUCCGAGGGCGGCGCGGAGGAAGGAGCCGGGGGUACGGGGGGCAGCGCGGGCGGCGGGGAAGGCCCGGUCAUUACGGCGCUCACGCCCAUGACGAUUCCGGAUGUGUUCCCGCACCUGCCGCUCAUCGCCAUCACCCGCAACCCGGUGUUCCCGCGCUUUAUCAAGAUUAUUGAGGUUAAAAAUAAGAAGUUGGUUGAGCUGCUAAGAAGGAAAGUUCGUCUCGCCCAGCCUUAUGUUGGCGUCUUUCUGAAGAGAGAUGACAACAACGAGUCGGACGUGGUGGAGAACCUGGAUGAAAUCUAUCACACGGGGACGUUUGCGCAGAUCCACGAAAUGCAGGACCUUGGAGACAAGCUGCGCAUGAUCGUCAUGGGACAUAGAAGGGUUCAUAUCAGCAGACAGCUGGAGGUGGAGCCCGAGGAGCCCGAGGCAGAGAACAAGCACAAGCCUCGCAGGAAGUCGAAGCGGGGCAGGAAGGAGGCGGAGGACGAGCUGGGCACCAGGCACCCGGCCGAGCUGGCGAUGGAGCCCGCCACCGAGCUCCCAGGCGAGGUGCUCAUGGUGGAGGUGGAGAACGUCGUCCACGAGGACUUCCAGGUCACAGAGGAGGUGAAAGCCCUGACUGCAGAGAUCGUGAAGACCAUCCGGGACAUCAUCGCCUUGAACCCUCUCUACAGGGAGUCGGUGCUGCAGAUGAUGCAGGCCGGCCAGCGGGUGGUUGACAACCCCAUCUACCUGAGUGACAUGGGUGCUGCGCUUACUGGGGCUGAGUCCCACGAGCUGCAGGACGUCCUGGAGGAGACCAACAUUCCCAAGCGGCUGUACAAAGCCCUGUCCCUGCUGAAGAAGGAAUUUGAACUGAGCAAGCUGCAGCAGCGCCUGGGGCGGGAGGUGGAGGAGAAGAUCAAGCAGACCCACCGGAAGUACCUGCUGCAGGAGCAGCUGAAGAUCAUCAAGAAGGAGCUGGGCCUGGAGAAGGAUGACAAGGACGCCAUCGAGGAGAAGUUCCGGGAACGGCUGAAGGAGCUUGUGGUCCCCAAGCACGUGAUGGACGUGGUGGACGAGGAGCUCAGCAAGCUGGGCCUGCUGGACAACCACUCCUCGGAAUUCAACGUCACCCGGAACUACUUAGACUGGCUCACGUCCAUCCCUUGGGGCAAGUACAGCGACGAGAACCUGGACCUGGCCCGGGCCCAGGCAGUGCUGGAGGAAGACCACUACGGCAUGGAGGACGUCAAGAAGCGCGUCCUGGAGUUCAUCGCCGUCAGCCAGCUCCGAGGCUCCACCCAGGGCAAGAUCCUCUGCUUCUACGGGCCCCCUGGCGUCGGCAAGACCAGCAUUGCCCGCUCCAUCGCCCGCGCCCUGAACCGAGAGUACUUCCGCUUCAGUGUUGGGGGCAUGACGGAUGUGGCUGAGAUCAAGGGGCACAGGCGGACCUACGUGGGCGCUAUGCCCGGGAAGAUCAUCCAGUGUCUGAAGAAGACCAAGACGGAGAACCCCCUGGUCCUCAUCGAUGAGGUGGACAAGAUUGGCCGGGGCUACCAGGGGGACCCUUCGUCAGCGCUGCUGGAGCUGCUGGACCCAGAGCAGAACGCCAACUUCCUGGACCACUACCUGGACGUGCCUGUGGACUUGUCUAAGGUGCUGUUCAUCUGCACAGCCAACGUCACGGACACCAUCCCUGAGCCACUGCGGGACCGCAUGGAGAUGAUCAACGUGUCCGGCUACGUGGCCCAGGAGAAGCUGGCCAUCGCAGAGCGUUACCUGGUACCCCAGGCCCGCGCCCUAUGUGGCCUGGACGAGAGCAAGGCCAAGCUGUCGUCGGACGUGCUGACACUGCUCAUCAAGCAGUACUGCCGCGAGAGCGGCGUCCGCAACCUGCAGAAGCAGGUGGAGAAGGUGUUGCGGAAGUCGGCCUACAAGAUCGUCAGCGGCGAGGCCGAGUCCGUGGAGGUGACGCCCGAGAACCUGCAGGACUUUGUGGGGAAGCCCGUGUUCACCGUGGAACGCAUGUACGACGUGACGCCGCCCGGAGUGGUCAUGGGGCUGGCCUGGACAGCCAUGGGAGGCUCCACGUUGUUUGUGGAGACAUCCCUGAGGCGGCCGCGGGACAAGGAUGGCAAGGGUGAAAAGGAUGGCAGCCUGGAGGUGACAGGCCAGCUCGGGGAGGUGAUGAAGGAGAGCGCCCGCAUCGCCUACACCUUCGCCAGGGCCUUCCUCAUGCAGCACGCCCCUGACAACGAGUACCUGGUGACCUCACACAUCCACCUGCAUGUGCCUGAGGGUGCCACCCCCAAGGACGGCCCAAGCGCAGGCUGCACCAUCGUCACGGCCCUGCUGUCCCUGGCCAUGGGCAGGCCUGUCCGGCAGAACCUGGCCAUGACGGGCGAGGUCUCCCUCACAGGCAAGGUCCUGCCUGUCGGCGGCAUCAAGGAGAAGACCAUCGCGGCCAAGCGCGCAGGGGUGACGUGCAUUGUCCUGCCAGCUGAGAACAAGAAGGACUUCUACGACCUGGCAGGCUUCAUCACCGAGGGCCUGGAGGUGCACUUUGUGGAGCACUACCACCAGAUCUUCGACAUCGCCUUCCCGGAGGAGCAGGCAGAGGCGGUGGCCGUGGAGCGGUGACGGUCACAGCAGGACCGCAGGCAGCAGAUGUCAGGCCCUUACCUGGGCCCGAACUGAGCCCUUCCGGGAGUGCAGCAGGGCCUGGCAGAGGAGCCACCGAGCAAGUAGCUCGGCCCAGCGGCCCAGAUCCCAAGGACCCCCCCAGUCACUUUAAUCAGUGUGGCAUAGGAACUAUUUAAUCAUUAAAGUAAUUUCCAGUA
This is a messenger RNA of Saimiri boliviensis boliviensis (Bolivian squirrel monkey), 3242 nucleotides long. It is a transcript of the gene LONP1, whose product is annotated as lon peptidase 1, mitochondrial. Gene Ontology annotation, biological process: protein quality control for misfolded or incompletely synthesized proteins; protein catabolic process; mitochondrion organization. The record is from RefSeq and is a predicted model, not a curated record. Gene Ontology annotation, molecular function: ATP hydrolysis activity; serine-type endopeptidase activity; ATP-dependent peptidase activity. Gene Ontology annotation, cellular component: mitochondrial matrix. Lineage: Eukaryota; Metazoa; Chordata; Mammalia; Primates; Cebidae.